ACAGGGCUCAGUAAUCCUGGAUCAGAGAACACAAAGGGCCUCAGAGUGCUGGUGAUGUAAGCAGCAGUGUGUCCAGCGAGUGAGCGCGUUGCUUUACCCCAGCACUGUCCCCUAGAGCACUGCUGCAGGCUGUGUUUGGGGCGGAAAAACCUGGCCCUGUCUUGGCUGACCCCAUGACAGCUGACACAUAGUUGGUGCGAGAGCGAUAGCGAGACUAGCCCAAACCCUACCAUUCCUAUCUGAUCUGUCACAGACAGGGGACCGUCUCUGACCUGGGACCCAGUGGGAAAGUGAAAGUUGUUCGAAGCAGUGGAGAAGAAUGUGGUCCAGCUCCGUCUAGGAGGGGAGGAUCAGGAGCAGCUCGCUGCCGCGACCAGGGACUACUGAGACUGGUGCUUAUCUUACUACUGUCAACACAAGGUGCUGCCUAGCCUGGAGAGAGAGAGAGAAAGAGAGAGAGAGAAAGAGAGAGAGGGGGGAGAGAGAGAGGAGGAGAGAGAGUGAGGGACGCCACGUUGCCUCACAGGAGCAUCAUGGAUUUGCUGCAGGACUCUCGGUGGACCAUGCAGGGCCUCAACAGCCGUCUGAAGGGCUUCCUGGAGCAGAUAAACAAGCUGCAAGAGGCAAACUUGUGUCUGGAGGGCCAAAUUGCAGACUGGGGUCUGAGGAACGCUCCGCACCCCCAGGAAUGGACCCAGCAGGAAAGCACUGUGGACGACCUUCGUUCCCAGGUUGGUAAGCUGCUGAUGGAGAAUGCAGAGCUGGUGCUGCAGUCUGACCACAUGAUGUCCAGGGCUUCUACCAUCCAGGCCAGGUGUGAGGCGGAAGAGAGGCAGACCAAAUGUCUGGAGCAACAGGUGGCUCUGCUGAGGGAGAACCAGAUGAGGGUGGAGCAAACCAACGUGCAGCUGGAGGCGGAGCUACACCACUCCAUGACAGAGCUGCAGGACAUGCACCAGGACUAUGUGGCAGCCCGUGCUCUGCAGCAGCAGGAGGCCGACUCUCGUGAUGCGCUGCUAGUGACGGCCACAGCGUGGGAGGAGGAUGGCACAGGGAUGGAGCUCUCCCAGCUCCUCGACCGAAUCAGGACGCAGUGCGACCGCCUCAGCCUCACCGGCCUAAGUCGAGUCCCAGACGACCGACACCACGGCCUGGCCGCCGGCCCAAAUCAAGCUCCAUGCUCCGCUGCCGGGCCUAGCCGUUUUGGAGCCACACUCAGGCCCCGAGCCCAUGGAGGAUCUCUCCCACAGCUCAAUGCAGAAGAGGCAGCAUGGGCCCAGGUGAACCUCGGAGGGACUGCCCUCAGGGAGGCGCGGGCAGAGCUGGCCGAGGCCAGGAAACAGUGGCACUGCCUGCAGGUGGAGAUCGAGUCCCUACAUGCUCUGGAGAAAGGUCUGGAGAGUUCCCUCCACCACACCCAGUGUCAGUACUCCAGCCAGCUGCAGGGCCUGUCCCAGGUCAUCCAAGGUCUGGAGGGCGAACUGGAGCAGGUGAGGGGCGGCCUGGCCACGCAGCGAGAGCGCCACGGCCAGCUGCUCAAUACCAAGAUGAGGCUGGAGAAAGAGAUCGCCACCUACAGGCGCCUGCUGGAGCGCGAGGAGGGCAGGUACCCAGGUGGGCGUAACGGACAGGUCAUGGGGCUACGGCGCUGGAGGGGCCCCAUAAGAGAGCCAGGGCCCAUAGGGGAGGAGCCCAAGGAGAAUGGAGUGGAGGAGAAUGGCCUCAGUGACCCCGCAGUGACCCCUGAGGAGCCACUGUCCGAGCCCCUGCCUGAGAGACCCCAGCAGUGGUCUGUGACAGAGAACGGCCUGAGGAAGAGCCCUGCACUAACGCUGUAUAGGCAACAGAGCCUGGUCAUCCUUACAGAGCCAGAGAGAGACAACGAUCUGAGGAUUUCCACAGUGAAGACCCAGGAGAUCCUCCAAGGGAACGUGGUGAGGGAGAGUGCAGAGGGCACUGGCACCGUGGAGACGGACAGGAUUGACAAGGUGAUUAAGCAGUGGGAGGGCUCCUUCUUCAAGGGGAACCCCAAGCUGCGGAAGAAGUCGGUGUCGCUACGAUUCGACCUGCACAUGGCGGCGGCAGACGAAGGCUGCGCCCAGACCAAGCAGGACAGCCUGCCCGACGUGGAGGUCCGCCUGGUGAUGAAGAGGUCCCGCAGUAUCCCCACCAUCGCGGCAACAGUAUAGUCGAUGCAACAGUAUGACCAUCAUUGAUGGGUGAUAUCAUCAUUGAAUUGCCUCCCUCAUAAAUGUUGUGAUCUGGCAACAGCAUCCCUACCCUUGACAGUGAUAUCACCGUGAUAUCAGCAUUGCUUCCCAUUGACCUAGGCUGAAGACGGGAAGGUUAAGACAAUUAAGACAUUCCAUGCGGAAGCGUACAAAAUAUAAAACACAUUCAUGGGACCGACCAGGUCCAGUAAUAACUAUUAGCGCCAUUGCUAACUAGCAACACUGGUCCCAUGAAUUGCAAAGAGUUAUGAAAUAUUAUAAACUGGUGGUUCGAGCCCCGAAUGCAGAUUGGCUGACAGCUGUGGUAUAUCAGACCUUAUACCACAGGUAUGAUAACGUUUGUUUUUACCACUAUAAUUACAUUGGUAACCAGUUUAUAACAGCAACAAGGCACCUCAGGGUUUGUGGUAUAUGCCAAUAUACCACGGCUAAGGGCUGUGUCCAGGCACUCUUCGUUACGCAUAGGAACAGCCCUUAUCCGCUGUCUAUUGGCCAUAUACCACACCUCCUCUGGCCUUAUUGCUAAAUUACAGAAGAACACGUACAUGAGGGGUUAAUGUGUGUUUCAUUUGAUAUAUCAGCAUUUCUUAAUCAUGUGUAAAAGUAGAAAGUCAUAUUGCCUACUUGCGAUUUUGCCAUCCAAGGCAAAUGUGACAAAAUGCCAUGUUCAAGAGAUUUCCCCUGUGGUCAAUAAUAUAUGAUAGAGUAUAUAGUGGUCAUCACAUUUAACAUGUAUAAUCCAACCAUCCCUCGGUAACAACUGACACUUUAUACAGGUGGUGAAAAAUAUAAACAUGGGGAAAAAGCUGAGGCAUCACAGAGUUGUAUGUGGAAUUCUACUGUGGACUAUUUAAGGGUGGUUCUUUACUUCUCAAUUCGCUGUGUGUAAAAUGCGAAUGGUUUUGCUACGCAGUCAUGGAUCAACCCAGCAUUGACAGUUUGCCUAUGGCUGAAACCUGUACUUCGGGCUUUUUCCUUAUAAUGCUGUAAAUCAACUGUAGUCUAUAUAUUAUCUAUAUUAUGGACAACGUCCAAACAAAGCAACGAAGUUAGAAAUGUACAGUUAAAAAAAAAAGCUAUUUAUUUCCCCCACACUGCUCACUGUGACCCGAAAUUGUAGUGAGGCUUCUUCAUGGAGAGCAACCAUCCUGUAGGUUUUCGUUUCAACCCGAGUUGUGACUAACCUGAUUCAGUUUAUCAACCAGCUAAUUAUUAGAAUCAGGUGCGCUAGAUUAGGAUAUGAGCGAAAACCUACAGGACGGAAGGUCUCCAACGGUUGGAGACGGAGAGCCCUUUUCUAAUCUAACCCCGCCUCUUGUAUCGCAGAGAUAUACCCUGGUUUAGCCAGCAGGGGGCGGUAUUUGUAAAUAGUUGCUCUUCAGUAUCCUGAAUGCUUUAUUUUGGUAUUGUUGGGUCGUAUACAUAAUAUCUAUAUCACUGAUUACACUCUAUAAGACAGUAUCUUUAUUUUAUUUUUUUGCAACGUUUUUGAGUUGGCACCAAAUAUAUGACGCGAAGAUAAUACCAUUGUGCAUUGCAGUUGGGUCCCUCCUGUGUACAAAUGUUAAAAACAAUUAUAUUCUAUGCAGUUCUUCAUGCGCUUGAUUUGCUCUGCUUCACGGAGUACUUGGGACUAAAUCUUCUUUUCGUUUUUGGAGCUCUUUAACUUUAGAAUGAAGAAUUAUGCCUUUAUCUAACAAUGUAUUCAUUUAAAUAAAACACCAAAAACGCUGUA
Oncorhynchus masou masou (cherry salmon) is the source of this 3966-nucleotide messenger RNA. Its product is annotated as keratin, type I cytoskeletal 18-A-like. The transcript is spliced from 10 exons. The record is from RefSeq and is a predicted model, not a curated record. The coding region runs from base 534 to 2189 and encodes 551 amino acids. NCBI's taxonomy places the organism in Eukaryota, Metazoa, Chordata, Actinopteri, Salmoniformes, Salmonidae.